Molecule: messenger RNA, 472 nt
Organism: Phytophthora nicotianae INRA-310
Lineage: Eukaryota; Oomycota; Peronosporomycetes; Peronosporales; Peronosporaceae
Exons: 1
Coding region: 1-396 (131 amino acids)
Source: RefSeq, a predicted model, not a curated record
AUGCCGAUUGGUAAGGAUGGUUUUAUCGAGACGGAAAUGGUGGUUAAGUUUUUAUCCAGCCGCAACUUUAAGGUUUGGUCUCAACAUGCCGCCAUGCUGAACAAGGAGGACUCGUACGGCGCCAUGAUUACAGCACUCACGAAUGUCUUCGGCGAUAAAAAUGUGGCGAUAAUGGUCCUACUGGGGAAGCAUUCGAGGAGCUCAAGCGGUGUCUCCAAGAAGUUGGAGACAGCGCUGUUCAACAAGUGGUACACCGUCGACAAGUACAGAACAGCCGAUGAUAUGGUUGCGAAGGUGUUGGGAGUGAAGAGAAGUAGGAUUCAUGGGUACCCUCGGGAGAAGUUCAUUUGGGGAGAUUAUUCAAAGUACAUCACGAACAGAGUCAUGAACUAUUAGGAGAACCGUAUUGGAGCUAAGACGUAGUAGCUCCGCUUGCGAUUUUUCGAUACGUUCCGCCAUCAAUACUGGAGCG